This is a messenger RNA of Aspergillus heteromorphus CBS 117.55, 1321 nucleotides long. Its product is annotated as DUF3431 domain-containing protein. The record is from RefSeq and is a predicted model, not a curated record. The transcript has 3 exons. NCBI's taxonomy places the organism in Eukaryota, Fungi, Ascomycota, Eurotiomycetes, Eurotiales, Aspergillaceae. Bases 1 to 936 code for a protein of 311 amino acids.
AUGCGCUGGAACGCUCGAGUGGCAUUAUGUGCUAGCCUGUCCCUCCUCAUACCCCUCUACCUCCUGAAAGUCCACCUCGAGGACCUGUGCGAUCAAUACCACGCCGGCGCAUAUAUGAUCGACUGGCUAGACCUGGGACCACCAACGCGCGGAAGGCCCCAUUUCCACAACGUCGCACAAGGAGACAAGGUGAUCGUGAUGGCGAAGCUCGAAGAAGAACACACGGAAUGGGUUGAGCAAGAACUGCCCGACUGGCAACGAGCCAUCUACACCGUCAACCCCUCCAGCGCCACCGCAGCCGAUACCCAACAGCUCAAAACCCCCUUGAACAAAGGCCACGAGUCCAUGGCCUACCUGACCUACCUGAUCGACCACUAUGAUGUUCUCCCUUCCACAAUCGCCUUCCUCCACUCCCACCGCGCCGGCUUCCUCAUGGCAUGGCACGUCGACGCCCCAUUACACGAUAACGUCUUCGCAAUGCGAUCCCUCCAAACAGACUUCGUCCAGCAGAACGGCUACGUCAACCUCCGCUGCAAUUGGAACCCCGGCUGCAAGGCCGGCCAUCGCACAAACCGGCAUGUCACCGAACAGGCUUUCAUGGAGAUCUUCGAGGGCACCAGUACCCCGCCUCUCAAUACAACAGAUAUCUCCACAAUGCAGAGCCCUGCUCAGUCGCCCGACGAUCAGAAGUUCCUACAAAUGCCCACCCAUGUCGCUGCGGCAUGCUGUGCGCAGUUCGCUGUGUCGCGCGACCAGGUCCACAGACGCCCGCGCGACGAUUACGUGAAGAUUCGUCAGUGGGUCAUAGAUACCGACAAGGAUGACGCGAGUAGUGGGCGGGUGAUGGAGUUUCUGUGGCAUGUCAUUUUCGGCAGGGAAUCUAUCUACUGCCCCGACGAAGAAGUCUGCUACUGUCAGGUUUACGGGAAAUGCUGAUAACGAACCGACUGCUUCCACUACCUCCAUACCUACCUACCUACCUACCUACCUACCUACCCACCUACCCACCUAUCCACCACCUUCCCAGCGCACCUACUACUUCUACUCUGUACAUACAUACAUACACACAUACAUCCCCUCCAGCGACCCUCUUUUCCCUCUUCCCCCUCCCCUUCCCCUCCCAAUACCUCUCUUUCCCUUCCAGGCAGUACCUUUCCAGCAUUUCCUUCCUUCCUCAAAACAUAGACACCAGCAAGGCGUUGGCGUUAUCACGGGGCAAUAUCGGUUAACAUCAUCCUUCUCUUUUUUUUUUUAAGCGAUCCAACUGUUUCAUACUAUGACCAAAUGGCCAGUUGAUCUCCUCAGCCAGGAGCAGAGCAGG